Molecule: messenger RNA, 792 nt
Organism: Musa acuminata AAA Group (dessert banana)
Lineage: Eukaryota; Viridiplantae; Streptophyta; Magnoliopsida; Zingiberales; Musaceae
Exons: 2
Coding region: 1-792 (263 amino acids)
Source: RefSeq, a predicted model, not a curated record
AUGCAGCUAAAUAAGCUGCAAUCACCGCCUACGAACACUUCCAAUGUUGAUGAUGUCAAGGUGACAUCACAAUCCAAAUAUUACCGCUUUCACCGACAAAGCGGGCACGACACCGAAGAGUGCCACGAGCUGAAGAGGCAGAUUGAGGAGCUUGUCCGCAGGGGACACCUCAGUCGGUACGUCCGACAGAACGGGGAUCCUUCGCCCCAUCCGGAGGGCCCCGUGGAGCGCCACAUCGAUGUGAUCACUGGAGGCCCGGUGGCCGGAGGGACCAGUAUGUCCGGGAGGAAGGCAUACGCCUGUUUCGCAAGGGUCGAUGCUCUCCAACGCGGUCCCAACCCCGAGGUCACGUUCCCUCCCGAGGACGUUGUACGACCAGAGCAUGAUGACGCGCUUGUGAUAACGACACGAAUUGCUAAUGCCCAGGUGAGAAGGAUCAUGAUCGACACCGGGAGCUCAGCUGACGUGCUCUAUCUUGAUGCCUUCCAGAAGCUUGGGCUAGCCAAGGAGUCCUUGAAGCCUAUCUGCUCAGCGCUCACAGGAUUCACCGGCGACUCAAUCUCCCCGGUGGGGGCGGUCACCUUGCCUCUAACCUUGGGAGCGCUACCCAGGAUGAAGACGGUGAUGUCCACUUUCUUAGUGGUGGAUCUACCCACUGCCUACAAUGCCAUCCUGGGCCGCCCCACCCUCAAUAGGAUCAGAGCUGUGGUCUCCACCUACCACCAGACGGUAAAGUUCCCAACCCACGCCGGGACAGGGGAAGCCCCCAAGAGUCUAGACGAUGCUACCUGA